Eufriesea mexicana is the source of this 951-nucleotide messenger RNA. Its product is annotated as tRNA pseudouridine synthase-like 1. Gene Ontology annotation, molecular function: pseudouridine synthase activity; RNA binding. Gene Ontology annotation, biological process: tRNA pseudouridine synthesis. Lineage: Eukaryota; Metazoa; Arthropoda; Insecta; Hymenoptera; Apidae. The record is from RefSeq and is a predicted model, not a curated record. The transcript is spliced from 6 exons. Bases 1 to 948 code for a protein of 315 amino acids.
AUGAAUAGAUAUCUCAUUAAAUUUUCGUAUCUCGGUACACAAUACAGAGGAGUGCAAAAAAAUACAAUUGCAAAUAUAAAUAUUAACAUAUAUGAUCCUGACACUAUUCAAGGGGUUUUAGAAAGUGCUUUUUCAACACUAAAUCCAAAAUGUAUAACAUUCCCAAAAAUAGCUUGUUCUAGUAGAACAGAUGUUGGCGUACAUAGUUUCUAUAAUUUAGGUCAUAUUGAUCUACAAAAUGCAUAUAACAGUUUUUAUAAUCCCAAUGAAGUACUUAAAUAUGUAAAUCAAUAUCUUAUAAAUUGUAAACACGAUAUAAGGUUAUUAGAAUUUAUUCCAGUGAAAAAUGAUUUUCGUGUAAGAAGACUUGUAAAGCGUAGAACUUACCUUUAUAGAUUUAUGAGACCUAAGGAUAAUGAUAAUUACAAAAUUCCUAUCAUGGAAUUAAGACAUUGUUUUCAUUUUAGAUCAGAUACUUUUGAUCCUGAAAAGUUAAAACAAGCAACAAAACUUUUUAUGGGACUAAAGGAUUUUAGAACAUUUUCUGCAAAAAGUCAUUCAAAGAGAGAAAUCCUAUAUAGAAGAGAAUUAAAUAGUUUGUAUUUAGAAAAAGGUACAGCGUUUACGCCAUAUGAUUCUUUGUCACAGAAUUUUGACUUUUGGAAUAUAACUUGCUCAGCACCAUCUUUCUUGUAUAAGCAGGUUAGACGAAUUGUAAGUUGUUUACUUGGUAUAAGUUGUGGCUUAAUAACAGAGAAAGAUGUAAUUACAAUGUUACAAGUUCCCGGACAUCACAAUUUUCUUUCUUGCAUACCAUUAGUUCCGCCAUUUGGUUUAUACCUCGCAAAUAUAGAAUAUCAUCAAGAAUAUUUAGAUAAAUUCAUUAUAAAAUAUAAAAUAUCUCCUGAUGAUAACAGCGUUAUACCAUUAGAUGAGAAUAAAAUAUAAUAA